Molecule: messenger RNA, 1098 nt
Organism: Aspergillus aculeatinus CBS 121060
Lineage: Eukaryota; Fungi; Ascomycota; Eurotiomycetes; Eurotiales; Aspergillaceae
Exons: 3
Coding region: 329-1009 (226 amino acids)
Source: RefSeq, a predicted model, not a curated record
CUGGCUGUUAGUGUAAAGAGGCUGUAAGUCACCCGACAAUGCGGUGAAAUGAGACAAAUACUUACUACCCUUUCUCCCCCAAUAUAUCAGACCACUGCGAAACGAGAGAAUAAACGACGUCUCGGGGAGGAGGCAAAGGCGAAGAAGAUCAGGGCAAAAAAGCAGGAUAGAUAUGAUCAGAAUGCCAUCAUUCUGCGCGCAACUCGGAAUUAAUCAUGAGGGGGGGGGGGCGAACCGGCUUACCUACUUGACCAGCAAUCAUUAACAUGAAGUAUGUACAUACAGCACACAAUAACUUAGUAGUACAUAGUAAGUAUCUGCAAAUAAUAUGGACUACUACUUCUACUGCCAGGUUACUGAGUACUACUGUUACUGUGCUCAAACUGUGGUUCUGGGCCCAGACGGUGGAUCUUUUGGUUCCUUUUCUUGCCCUUUUCCCUUUCCUGUCCCUUUCUCGACUUUCCCGAGUCCGUCGUUCUCUUCUCUCCCCCUCGUCCGCUUGCUGCUUGCUCAAUUGGCUUGGCUACUAUGUCCUGCCGCCGUCGUCGUUUUCUUACUAUGCUUUACUACCUUACUACCACUGCUAAUACUAUACUAUACCCUUUGCUCAUCGCUCUAUCCUCUUCGAUCUUGUUCCUUUCCCCCUUUCCCCUAUUUAUCGUCAACACCAUUCAUCAUUCCCCUCUCCACUGAUUUUCUCUUUUCAGCUUGGGUCCAUCGAAACUACUCGGUACUCUUCUGGUACGAGAGUCGGUGUUGCGACCCCAUCCAUUGGUUCGUUCCAGGAAGAGAUCGGGUGCACAGUCCGGAAUCUGGUCAGCUUUCUUUCUCAUAUACCCGAAACAAUCUGGACCCCAGUCCGUCUUUGGGCCUACCUACUACCUACCUAGUAGUAUUCUUCCAAGUUGCCUUCCCACUCACUCUCUCUCGUUCUUUCUACUAUCUCUCUUCCCGCGCUCUUUGCUCUUCCCUAACUUUUUCUUUUACUUCCACCACUUACUUCACUUGACACUACUUGACUCAAGCCAACUCUACUUAGACUGCGAAUCGCACGGUGACACCUCACUGGAAGUUCAUCUACUUGGACUUGCUGCUUUA